GGGUCUGUUUUGCAUAUCAGCCUCUCGCAGUAUCUCAAGCAGAGCGCGGCAGGUGGAAGGCGGAGCCUGCGUUGGAUCCUUCCUAGAGUGGCAUUUCCUGAGCCAGGUGGCAUGGAGCGAGAGGCCGGGGUGUGGGCGCUGCUCCAGCGCGCACCUGUCGAUUGGACAGAACCAUUUGUGAUUGGACUGUUGGUGUUCCAUGUGCUCUGCUUUGUAAUGACGAUAAUCUCCUUCAAAUUCUACAAAUUCCAGAUUGUACAUUUUCUGAUAAUGGUUGCCUUGGUGAGCAGUGCUGAAUAUAUCAAUGAAUAUGCUGCUUUAAACUGGAUAAAGUAUUCAAAGCAGCAAUACUUCGAUUCUUCUGGAAUGUUCAUUUCAUUAGCUUUUUCAGCUCCGUUAUUGUUCAAUACUAUAAUAAUUGUGGUCCAUUGGGUUUAUAAAACAUUGACUGUGAUGACAGAACUUAAAACUUUGCAGAAGAAAAAGAAAAGUGCCAAAGAGAAAAUGAAGGAAAACUGA
This is a messenger RNA of Staurois parvus, 519 nucleotides long. NCBI's taxonomy places the organism in Eukaryota, Metazoa, Chordata, Amphibia, Anura, Ranidae. The record is from the annotation of a GenBank genome assembly.